UAGUAAUUGUAAAACACUUCAAAAAAGAAAAGAAAAGGAAAAUGAAACAGUUCAUCAACGUGAGGCACGUCUUGCACGUGAUCGGGAAAAUAAGCGCAAAAAAAAGCAUGAUGAAAGCAAUGUAGCUACAAGUAGUACAACUGCAAAUAUUAGUGUGGUGAAUGCUAAUAUUACAAAUGUUGUAGUAGAAAGUAAUAAUGUUCCUGCUACAAAUUUUGAAUCAACAUCGGCCACUACGAUCAAUGAAGAUGAGUGCAAACGCUUGAAGAAGUUUCGCAGUAAAAUGAAUAAGCUAAAACACGUUCAUUGCCCGACGUGUAACGAAUACUUUUUAUCCAUUGUGCUUGUAAAUGGAAAAUGCCAUCGUUGUCAUACUGAAAAGACAGAACUCAAAAAGCUUUCACAGCUUCAAACUGAUGAAGACUCAAGUAACGAGGACUCAAAUGAUGGCAUUUACAACGUAAGGAUACCACCAUUAAUAACGCUAUUGAGCAUGUACAGGCCGAAAAUCCUAUAG
Molecule: messenger RNA, 517 nt
Organism: Dentiscutata erythropus
Lineage: Eukaryota; Fungi; Glomeromycota; Glomeromycetes; Diversisporales; Gigasporaceae
Source: the annotation of a GenBank genome assembly